AUACUCCAGGAACAAACAGUAGCAGCAGAAAACCUUUUGACAGAGAGGCCUUUUUGGCCAAGCAUAAAGUGCGAAAAAUUCAACCACACGAGAAAGAAGUGUCGACUUCAAAUUCGUCGGUAUCAAGUUCAAGCACAAAGGCUGUAAAGAAUUUUUCAUCUACUUCAACAAGAAAUGACCAAAAAAAUACUCAAAAUCAGAAGAGUACAAUCAUCGCGAAUCCAAUCAGUGCCGCGAAGGACGCGAAAAAACCAAUCACAGUCAUAAAUAGCCCACCAGCCAUAAAUAACGAUAGGGUGAAAUCCACAAAUUCGAAAUCAGGCACCUCUUCAUCUGCAUCGUCAAUCCUAUCCAAAUCGAAAACUUCAACAUCGCAAAAAAGACCUGAUACUUCGCAAAGUCUUAAGCCUAACGAUACUAUCGGUUCCAAAAAUCUACGCAAAGUUGAUGCGGCAAAAGUGGCUAAGCUUUUGAAUUUUGCGGGCCGAAAGAAUCCUCCACCAAUCCGUGGACCACCAAUCUCUGGCAAACAAAAAAUCAAGUCUCUUGUCGAUAUCUGCAUCUCAAAAAUCAUCCAAAAUAUUGAGAUGCUGAAUGAUAUUGGCAAUGUGCCUGUUGAUCUUUUGAGGCCUGUACUCAAAUCAGUAAGUGCCGAACAGCUCAAAAGAUUACAGGACAAUUCGGAGGAGUUAGCAGAGGUCUCAAAUGGAUUGUGGCGAGAUCUCUGCUUAAGAGAGUUUCGAAAUGAUGACGCGGCGGAUAAGAGGAUCCGGGAUGAGUUGUAUAACCAUGAGAAAUUAUAUUGGGAAUUAGACAAGAAACGAAAAAUAAAGCAGGAGGAGGACGAGCGGAGGAUUCAAAUUUUGGCCGAGAAUACACGAAAGCGAUAUGCGAGGGAGGAGGAAAAGAAGGAAAGGAAGAAGAUUAAGGUGUUGCCGUUUACGCCUUUACCUAAAAACAGGAAUAGCCGCCAACAAAAGUCGAUAAUACGAAAGUUAUAUGAUAGCGCCCCGAAGCUUGAUAGACCCUUUCGUACUUCAUCGGUUGCUGCUUCUUCGAGAAGUGGGUCUACCUCUCAAGCAUCAGUUUUUGUACGAGGAACGGGUUCAAGUGGCAGCACAGUUCGCUCUUCCGCUAUCAGUAAUUCCUUGCGUACAGCUUCAACAAGCGUGGCUUCUGUUCGGCCUGGUGGCGUCGAAAGGCGCCAAAAUGGCAAUGAAAGAUUUCUCCCAUAUCGGAGAACAGAGGCAAGUUCGUCGCGUUCGAGCAGUCAGGGAGUAACUGUCUCUCGUGAAAGGCAA
Messenger RNA from Ambispora gerdemannii, 1301 nucleotides. The record is from the annotation of a GenBank genome assembly. Lineage: Eukaryota; Fungi; Glomeromycota; Glomeromycetes; Archaeosporales; Ambisporaceae.